Molecule: messenger RNA, 1381 nt
Organism: Centrocercus urophasianus (Greater sage-grouse)
Lineage: Eukaryota; Metazoa; Chordata; Aves; Galliformes; Phasianidae
Gene: MPC1
Product: mitochondrial pyruvate carrier 1
Exons: 5
Coding region: 64-387 (107 amino acids)
Biological process (GO): pyruvate import into mitochondria
Cellular component (GO): mitochondrial inner membrane
Source: RefSeq, a predicted model, not a curated record
GGGAGCCGUCCUCUGCGAGGGCUGCAGGCGAACCGGGCGCAGCCCGUUUGCUGCCGGGCCGCCAUGGCGGGGGCGUUGGCCCGUAAGGCCGCGGACUAUGUGCGCAGCAAGGAGUUCCGAGACUAUCUGAUGAGCACGCACUUUUGGGGCCCAGUAGCCAAUUGGGGACUUCCUGUUGCUGCUAUUAAUGACAUGAAGAAAUCUCCAGAAAUCAUUAGUGGCCGAAUGACAUUUGCACUGUGUUGUUACUCCUUGGCUUUCAUGAGAUUUGCCUACAAAGUGCAGCCAAGGAACUGGCUUCUCUUUGCAUGCCACUUGACUAAUGAAGUUGCACAACUUCUUCAAGGAGGGCGACUGAUCAAAUACAGGUUGGAGAAAAAGAACUAAAUAUCUAACUUGAACUAAGCCAAGGAAUAUGGUCAUCCUGAAUUACAACCAAGGAAGAUCUGCCAUCUACAGUUGCUGUGACAAAGACAAUGGGGAUAAAACAAAAGCACCUGUUGUGAAUGACCCCAUCAAUAAUAUUUCUAAUUUUUAUCUUGCCUUUUUAAAAGUACUAUACAGCAAUGGGAACCACUGCUUCUAAUGUUUUGUUGCCUUAUUUGUCCUUAGUAACUACCCUUCUGAGUUUGUUACUCAAACAACCAGCACUAUUUGAAAACAAAUUUCUUAUUAUGAAAAUAAAAUAGCUUGUGAUGGCUUCACCAACUUGUUUCCAAAUUAACUGGAACAGAGGUCAGUAAAACAGAACUGUAGGUGGUAUUAUUCUAUACAUUAACAUAUACUUAAAAGCCAUUUAACUUGGGUGCAUUCAUUCCUAGUCUCUUUUUUUUUUUUUUUUUUUUUAUUUAACUUAAGCAGUGGCUUGCUAAUCUCCAAGAACAAAUGUGCAGACACACAGCCUGGAAGCAGCCAGCUUUCCCUCUUACUGCAUGCCUUGUCUCAGUAAAGAGACAUAUAGGUAACAAUUUUUAAGUUGCACAUUACUUAAAGAUGGUGAAAAGCAAAAGCAUAGCACUGAAUUCUAUCAAAUUCUACAGAUCUGUAGAAUCUGUACACAUCAAUCUAUUCUACAAAGUCUGAUACUGUUUUCCAGGUUAUUCUAAUUUGUUUUACUACUGCUUGAGUUCUAGAUGUAUGUAAUCUUUAUUCAGUCAAGAACUUACUUAACUUGAGUCUGGGAUGUGAAGGACACAAGGUGCCUUUCAUUAGUUUUUGUUUAUGUCACUGAAGAGUGAUUUUCAUGCAUGACCUGCCUGAAAGUUACAUUGUUGUUAAAAAUGUAGAUGACAAAGAAUGUACAUGGUGGGAUUUAUUUUGGUGCAGUGUUUUGAACAAUAAAACAUAUUCCAAAUGGCAAUAAACCAUCUCAAAUUGUGAA